AUGGAUACAGCGGACCGCGCCAGUUGGCUAGCACAAAUACAAAGGGACAGGGCCAAACGUCUUGAAUUGGACAAAACUGAGGUCGAUCUCCGUCGGAGGCGAACUCACUUGGACCUGCAAGACGACGACGAUAAUCAAGAAGAAAACCGUGAGCCACCCCCCGAGGUAAAACCACUCAUUGAUAUGUUUCCGGGUGUCUCCGCCGCCCUCCUUACUCGCAUCUUCGAAAGGAAAUUGAAGGCGACCGAACUCCUUCGCUUCAAAGAGAAGUCAGUAAUCGACGCAGAUCAAGCGAAUGGAGUCUUCAAAAUGACCGAGUCAGGUGGCACCGUGGGCUUCAAAAAGGCAGCUUCAUCGCUUAAAGACUGGGGUCCUAACCCUCAAAUAUGGACCAGCUGUUUCCUUACCUACUUAGCAGUCAUAGGAUAUCUUUUUGGUGACAAGCACCCUAAGGCUGUCCCUAACCUGCUCAUGUUUAUGAGGCAAAUCCUUGACUUUGCUCAGACCUAUCAAUGGCCGGAAGCAGUACUUCCACUGGCUCUCAACUUCCACCAAUAUUUACUGGAUAAGGCAAGGCCCAACACAGCUCUCCAAUACCCCGUUUUUAACACGGAACUACCAAAAUUAUACCCUUCGCCUUCCCCACUUCAUCCACAGAGAUGGCGUAACCUCCUUCGUUACUAUCCUGGCGAGCUUGGAUCAACUUUAGCCGGCAUUCUAACCUACGGCGUCCAGAUCGGUUAUAGAGGCAAGAAACACGCUUGUCACUCCACUAACCACUAUAUACACGAACCCAGCAUUAUCACGGAGAAGUUAGCAGAAGACCUUAACCUUCAUCGGGUCAAGCUUGCUUUCAAAUCUUCCUUUAUUUCGCCGCUUGGACUUGUCCCUAAGCACGAUGGGGGAUGGCGCCGUAUCCAUGAUUUAUCCUGGCCCCCUGGAUGUGGCGUUAAUCAGGGCAUACCAGAUAACUGGUCCGCCAUUGAAUAUAUGAAAAUCGACGAUAUAUAUGACCAGAUCAUAAAGGCAGGAUCUGGCUGCACAAUUAUCAAACGGGACAUUAAGGAUGCCUUCCGAAUAGUCCCUGUUGCCCAAGACAACCAGUAUCUCCUAGCCUUUCAGUGGAAUAAUUCCACCUAUGUUGAAUGUUGUCUCCUAUUUGGACUAGCAACAGCUCCAUUUCUCUUCAAUCUCUUCGCAGAGGCUCUUCACUGGGUACUCCAAUGCCUCCUUCCCACAUUUUAUAUUAACCAUUACCUGGACGACUUCAUUGCUGUCACACAUUCUCCCUCAAUGUCCAACCCUGCAGGUGCCUUUGACAAAGUCUACCACACGGUAACUGACUACCUAGGCAUUCCUCGCAAUAAUAGGAAGGACGAGCAAGGGACCUGCGUUAUAGUACUGGGAAUCCAAAUAGAUUCCAUUGCGAUGGAAGCUCGUCUGCCACAAGAGAAGCUGUGCCGCGCCACAUUGGACGCCGCAGCUGCCCUUAACGCAACGAGUCUUUCUCUCAAGCAAGUAGAAAGCCUUACAGGCUUACUAGCCUUUUGCUCAAGAGUAGUCCGGCUUGGAAGAACAAGGCUACAGUCUCUCUACACCUUCCAGAUCGCCUUCCCACGUGGGAGCUGCACGCGCCGCCGUAUCCCCUAUGAGGUACGUGACGAUUUGGAAUGGUGGAGGGACUCCUUGUCUCUCUUCAACGGCGUACUCUUAGUUGACCCUUGCCGCCGCAAUAUCACACAUCUCUACACAGAUGCCUCCACUACAGGCCAGGGACUAUUCUUCUUCUCAUCAAAGUCUACACUAGACUGCUGGCGGACCCAUUGUCACCAGCUUCAAUCAUGCAAUGCUGCCUCACUGGCCCUUGCUCAAGACGCACACGCGCAUAUCAACACCACAGAAGUAGAUGCUAUCCUACAAGGCUUCUUACUCUUCAGCCACCAUUGGCUUCAUCACACGCUUGUUAUCCAUACAGAUAGCUCCACAGCGUACACAGGACUAAGCAAAGGCUUCCUUCGUGGUCCACCCAAUGUACCAUUGAAGAGUCUGCUUAUCCUAGCGGCGGCGAGAGACAUCCAAAUUGUGCCACAUUGGCUCCCUUCAGGGGAAAACACAUUAGCAGAUGCGCUCUCUCGUAAUAAUUUCCAAGAAAUUGCUAACCUUUGUCCCCACUGGCAGGACCUCUCGGUAUUGAACCGCCCACAUGGUUCUCUUUGCGAGCUCAUCAGCUUAGUGCAGGCCAUUUGA
Molecule: messenger RNA, 2247 nt
Organism: Talaromyces stipitatus ATCC 10500
Lineage: Eukaryota; Fungi; Ascomycota; Eurotiomycetes; Eurotiales; Trichocomaceae
Exons: 2
Coding region: 1-2247 (748 amino acids)
Source: RefSeq, a predicted model, not a curated record